UUCACUGGAAGACAGUCUGUUGUGAUCAGUGAAGAACUUAGGUAGUGUUUGAAAAACUACGAAGAACAACGAAAAAAUAUUUGAAAAUCAAUUGAAUUUGUUUGAAUUUAUUAACUAAAGGAAAAAAAGUGACAAAAAUGUCUUCAACAAAAUACUUUUUGGCAGUGGCUAUCUUCGUCACCUUAGCUGCAUCGGCCUUUGCUGUCCGCUGCUAUCAAUGCUCCUCCCUGCAAGACCCCAAAUGUGGUGAACAUUUCGAAAAUAAUGACAUGAUGAAAAUCGAUUGUAAUCGCGUUAACGCACCAUAUUUCCUGCUCCAGCUGUUGUCAGGAACUCGUGUCAAUGCCACUGGUUGCAUGAAACAAACUUUGACUUCCACUUAUGGUGGUGCCAGUCAUAUCCUGCGUUCCUGCUACUUUGGUGAUAUUCGCCACACUGACACCGGAUGUCAAAUUGAUCCCACCAACACUGUGGCAAAGCAAACUUCCUGCAAUGUUUGUUCCGAUGAUUACUGCAAUUCCUCCUCGUCCAUGGCUCCCAUGGCUUUGGCCAUUGUGGCCUUCUUUGGUUUGGCACGCAUUUUAAUUGUGGCCAUUUGGUCAAUUUUGGCCACUCUACUGAUAGAUGUCGCCUGGGCCAUUGAAUGCUACCAAUGCGAAUCGGCACAAAAUUCCAAAUGUGGUUCUCGUUUCGAGCCUGACGAAAGCAUGAAAAUCGAAUGCACUUCCGCGCCGCGAUAUCUCAAACCCUAUCUGGAGAGUCAUAGCAAAGACGCCACGGGUUGUAUGAAACAAAUUAUGGAAAGCAAACUUGGUGGUAUACAUACAGUGCGCUCCUGUUACUAUGGCGAUUUAGCCAACAAAAAUAUUGGCUGUCAAAUUGAUCCCACCAAUGUAUUUAUGACACUGGAUUCCUGUUAUGUUUGUGACAAAGAUUGGUGUAAUGCAUCUUCAGCAAAAACGCCUGUGGCUGUUGUUAUUCUAUCAGUUCUAUGUUUCGUACGCUUUAUGUCAUGAUUUGUAUGUUAGAUGUUAAAAUUUUUUACAAAUAUCGUCCAAACUCUACAAGCUGAACUGAAAAUGUAUCCUAAGUUCAAUGGCUUUAUUAAUUUCAUGCAAUGAAAUCUAAAAUAAGUUUUUGUUUGUAAUAUACUUACGACCGUAUUCACCAAACUUAAUGAAGCCUUAAAAUAGGCUCAUUUGAAAGUUCUAUAAAUAAAAUCUGUCAAAUAAACCUAUUACGAAGCUUAAUUAAGUUUUGUCAAUAACAAUGUUAGUUGGCAAUAGUGCAAUGUAUUUGAUACAUUAAAGUUAAACUUUGUUGUUGUAUCUUAAUGAAAAAAGGCUUAACCUAGAAAAUAGAAUCUCCCAAUGAAUGUUGAUCCUACACCUUAUGCUCAUGGAAAAGUUUUGUUUUAUUUAGCCAUUUUUUUAAUAAAUUUAAAUAUUAAUUAAA
Stomoxys calcitrans (stable fly) is the source of this 1455-nucleotide messenger RNA. RefSeq lists its product as uncharacterized. Gene Ontology annotation, biological process: positive regulation of voltage-gated potassium channel activity; regulation of synaptic transmission, cholinergic; sleep. The transcript has 6 exons. NCBI's taxonomy places the organism in Eukaryota, Metazoa, Arthropoda, Insecta, Diptera, Muscidae. The coding region runs from base 138 to 1016 and encodes 292 amino acids. The record is from RefSeq and is a predicted model, not a curated record.